Messenger RNA from Elgaria multicarinata webbii, 1011 nucleotides. RefSeq names its product olfactory receptor 6X1-like. Gene Ontology annotation, cellular component: membrane. The record is from RefSeq and is a predicted model, not a curated record. Bases 1 to 1011 code for a protein of 336 amino acids. Gene Ontology annotation, biological process: G protein-coupled receptor signaling pathway. Gene Ontology annotation, molecular function: olfactory receptor activity; G protein-coupled receptor activity. NCBI's taxonomy places the organism in Eukaryota, Metazoa, Chordata, Lepidosauria, Squamata, Anguidae. The transcript has 3 exons.
AUGGAGAAUGAGACAUUUGUGAACAAAUUCAUUCUCCUUGGCUUCCCAACUCUUCAGAAAUGGCAUCUGUCACUGUUUGUGCUCAUCCUUACUGUAUACAUCCUCACCUUGGCAGGGAAUGGCCUCAUCAUUAUAAUCAUAAGGGUCAGCCAGCAGCUUCAGACCCCAAUGUAUUUCUUCCUGAGCAAUCUCUCAUUCCUCGAGAUCUGGUACACAACCACGGUCAUCCCUAAGAUGUUGGAAACAUUCCUGACAGCCAGGACAACCAUCUGCCUUCACUGCUGCCUGGUUCAGUCCUUCUUUCACUUCUUCCUCGGCAUCACUGAGUUUCUCAUACUGUCUGCCAUGUCCUUCGAUAGGUACAUUGCCAUAUGCAAGCCUUUGCAUUACACCACAAUUAUGUCCAGAAAGCUCUGCUCUCUACUGGCACUGGGCUCUUGGUUACUAGGAUUUGUAAUCAUCUUCAGCCAGGCAGCUUUGCUACUGAAGCUGCCAUUUUGUGCUGGUAACAUCAUUGACCAUUACUACUGUGACAUCGGUCCCAUUUUAAAACUGGCCUGUGCUGACACCAGCCUCAUUGAGUUCCUGGGUUUAUUGGGAACCAUCACCAUAAUCCCAAGUUCUUUUCUUUUCACUGUGAUCUCCUACAUCUACAUCAUCUCAACCAUCCUGAGGAUUCCCUCCAGGAAAGGACAACAGAAAGCCUUCUCCACUUGUGCUUCCCAUCUCACAGUGGUCACAAUUUUGUAUGGAGCUGUGCUGUUCAUGUACUCAAAACCAACAGCACACUCUUCUUUCAGCAUUAAUAAAGUAAUCUCCGUACUCAAUACAGUGUUAACCCCAUUGCUGAACCCUUUCAUCUACACUAUACGGAACAAAGAGGUGAAAGCUGCUUUAAGGAAAGCUAUAAAAUGCCGAAAAUCAGGGCAUGCUCAGAUUUGCUUGGAGAUUGGCAUGACUGUGGAUACAUGGAUAAGCUCUCAUGGUGCUGAUAUUGAGGGUUUUGUGUAA